Chlorella variabilis is the source of this 282-nucleotide messenger RNA. RefSeq lists its product as hypothetical. NCBI's taxonomy places the organism in Eukaryota, Viridiplantae, Chlorophyta, Trebouxiophyceae, Chlorellales, Chlorellaceae. Gene Ontology annotation, biological process: mRNA splicing, via spliceosome. Gene Ontology annotation, cellular component: U6 snRNP; Lsm1-7-Pat1 complex; P-body. Bases 1 to 282 code for a protein of 93 amino acids. The transcript is spliced from 2 exons. The record is from RefSeq and is a predicted model, not a curated record. Gene Ontology annotation, molecular function: RNA binding.
AUGCUCUUUUACUCCUACUUUAAAACGCUAGUGGGCAAGGAGGUAACGGUGGAGCUGAAGAAUGACCUUGCCAUCACCGGCACGCUGCACUCGGUGGACCAAUACCUCAACAUCAAGCUCAACAACAUCCGCGUGGUGAAUGAGCAGAAGUACCCGCACAUGCUGUCGGUGCGGGCCUGCUUUGUGCGCGGCAGUGUGGUGCGGUAUGUUCAGCUGCCACCAGGCAGCGUGGAUGUGGAGCUGCUGCAUGACGCGACACGGAGAGAGGCUCGCGGCGGGUGA